Mya arenaria is the source of this 1649-nucleotide messenger RNA. RefSeq names its product multiple inositol polyphosphate phosphatase 1-like. Lineage: Eukaryota; Metazoa; Mollusca; Bivalvia; Myida; Myidae. Gene Ontology annotation, molecular function: inositol phosphate phosphatase activity; acid phosphatase activity. The record is from RefSeq and is a predicted model, not a curated record. The transcript is spliced from 4 exons. Bases 48 to 1541 code for a protein of 497 amino acids.
CAGUCGCAAGUGAUUAUACGUAGUUUUUUCCCAUUUCCUGUGUCACUAUGUGGAAAAUAAUAGUAGUGGUUCUCUUUCCACUGUGCUACGGGGGAGUACCCAAUGGCAUUGUUUCAGACUGGGCCGUAUUUUCUACCAAGACUUUGUACAGGUGGGCUCACAGCGUUGCCCAGCCGUCCGAAAACUCUGGUUUUAACGAGGUUUACAAUGAUCGUCUGUGUGAAGCAGUGCAUAUGAGCAUGCUGUUGCGUCACGGAGCGCGCUACCCCUCCGACGGCAGUGUUGAAGAGAUCAACGAUAUCCACGAGCGUCUAAAGGACGGUAAAAGCAUUAACGUUUUUCCUGAGCUGGAGACAUGGACCUCGCCCUAUACUGAACCGCUGGCGAGCACGCUAAAUGCUGAAGGGAAGGAGGAACACCGCCUCCUCGGCCAGCGAACGGCUCUUAGGUUCCGCCGGCUCUUCCAAAGAAACGGACAGUACAUCCGGUUUAUAUCCUCGGACAAACAGCGUACAAGAGCAAGCGCUAACAGCUUUUAUGGCGGUUUGUACAACGCAACCGGGGACUGCCUGUACGGUAACCAGCGGUGCGCUCCACCUACCGGAAUCGCAAACAUAGCCCCGACAAACCUCACGAUCGAUGAUAAAAUUAUUCGAUUUUACGAUGGCUGUGACAAAUAUGAAAACGAUAUUGAGGACAAUGACGAUUAUUUCAAAGAGUUCAAAAAGUAUGAGAAAACAGAAGAGUUUCUGAACAUCACGAAAUCCAUCAGAGCCAAACUAGGACUGCCUUCAGGCUUUGCGCUGAGUUCAACGGACGUGUACACACUGUACGAACUGUGCGCGUACGACCAGUACACACUGGAGCCGCCCUCCCCGCCCUUCUGGUGCCGUCUCCUCUCCAAUGGCGAUCGCGAGAUCCUCGAGUACGGACAGGAUUUGGAGAAAUGGUUGGAGAGUAUGUACGGCGAUCCACUGACGUCAAGGGUGGCGUGCCCGCUGGUACGGCACAUGUUGGGUAACCUAAAGGCAGCUAUGAACACCAGCUGGGACUACAGCAAUAUCACACAGGAGCAGGCUAACCGGGGAUACACAGCGGCCAAUUUUCUGUUCGGACAUUCAGAGACGGUGGCGCAGCUAAUGGCUACAUUAGGUCUUUACAAGGACAAUACCCCGCUCCUCGCGACUAACAGGGAAGCUUUGCGAGACAGGAAAUUCAAAUCAAGCAAGUUGUUGCCAUUCUCUGCCAAUUUAGCUUUCGUGCUAUAUGCGUGUAAAGCUGGUCCCAACGAUGACAACCCUGACAACAAGUUUCUCGUGAAGAUGUUCGUUAAUGAGGAAGUAGUCCGUAUACCAGGCUGCAAUGCCGACGCCUGCCCUCUUGACACCAUGCUUCAACAAUACGCCAACAUAACCAACAGCUGUGAUAUCGAGAAGAUUUGUGACGACGAUGACGAUGAUAUAUCAGGAACCAGUGUCAUCAUUAUUAACACCACCGUAUUUAUUGCAACAUUACUUUUGUCAGCAUUGUCAUGUUCAUAAAAUAUUCAGUUCAGUACUUGGAACUUCCAACUAUCCAAAACCUUACAUGUACCUUCGUUUUAAUACCAUUGAAAAUACUUUGUAAAAAAAUACAGAUUAUGUAAAAUA